Messenger RNA from Rhipicephalus sanguineus (brown dog tick), 5180 nucleotides. RefSeq names its product NADH-cytochrome b5 reductase 3. The transcript has 2 exons. Gene Ontology annotation, molecular function: oxidoreductase activity; FAD binding. Gene Ontology annotation, cellular component: mitochondrion. Lineage: Eukaryota; Metazoa; Arthropoda; Arachnida; Ixodida; Ixodidae. The record is from RefSeq and is a predicted model, not a curated record. Bases 347 to 1267 code for a protein of 306 amino acids.
CGCACCAGCUGGGCGUUUAAACGCCGAGCUUUUUGGAGUCAAGGCUGAUUGUCCUUAGUGCACUUUAGACGAGUGCUUUUUCUCACGCCGUAAACGUUUCUUGUCAUAGGGCGCUGCGUUCGCGGCGCUCGCUCGCAAGGUAGCUGGGAAGGCGAGUCGAGCAAAAUCUUUGUGUGAGGAAAAAAGUCCAUUCCCUCUCCCCGCUAAACUCACCCAAAACAACAGGUGCCGAUAAAGGAAGAAUCCAAGCCCCGCGCUCUCCCUGCGUUACGGGUGAGAGCGUUGCUUCCUCCGGGAAAAAAAAAAAACGAGUGGGCGAGAGCGAGGCUCGAGUACGGCAUCGCACAUGAGCGUUUCGCGAGUCAGAACCAUGUCGUUGCUGGUCGUGUUGAGCGGUAUCGGCGCGGCCGUGGCCGCCGCGCUGCUGUACCGGUACCUGAACCGUCGGUACCGACCCCCCGUGCUGCUCGAAGACCCCGAGACCAAGUACACCGUCAAACUGAUCGAGCGCGAGGAAAUCAGUCACGACACGCGACGUUUCCGAUUCGGCCUGCCUUCGUCCGAGCACGUAUUAGGACUGCCCACUGGUCAGCACAUCUACCUGGUCGCCACCGUCAACGGACAGCUGGUGCCCCGGCCUUACACGCCCGUGACUAGUGACAAGCAUCAGGGUUACUUCGACCUCGUCGUCAAAGUGUACUUCCGUAACGUGCACCCAAAGUUUCCCGAGGGUGGCAAGAUGUCGCAGCACCUGGAGAGCUUGAGCGUCGGCGACACCAUCCAAGUGCGGGGACCGUCGGGUCUGAUACGGUACGAAGGGCGAGGCAAGUUCGCCAUCAAGCCCGACAAGAAGUCGCCGCCACAGAGCUAUCAGGCUAACGAGAUUGGCAUGAUCGCUGGAGGCACUGGCAUCACUCCAAUGCUUCAGAUCAUCCGGCAAGUGUUCAGCGACCCGGAGGACAAGACCAACUGCGCGCUGAUCUUUGCCAACCAGACCGAGGACGACAUCCUGCUUCGUCCCGAACUGGAGGAAGUCCUCCGGCAGAACCCCGGCCGCUUCCGGCUCUACCUGACUGUGGAUCGGCCCAAGGACGGCUGGACGCAGGGCGUCGGCUUCGUCAGCGCCGACAUGAUCGAGCGCAACCUGCCGGCGCCGUCCGACAAAUCCAUCAUCCUCAUGUGUGGCCCUCCACCCAUGAUCAACUUCGCCUGCAAGCCGAACCUCGAGAAACUGGGCUACAGCCCUAAGCGGUGCUUUGCCUACUAAACGCCUAAUUGCCACGGGGGUGUGGGAAGGGGGAUGCGUCUAAGUUAAAUUGUCGGGUCUUGUUCCUCCCGCCUUCCUCUCUCUGGCGCAGAUUGAGAGUUGGCAUCUGCGGGCCUACACCGUACCAUGGAAUAUGGAAUAGUGUUCUGCUUGCUCCGUAUUGUUGCGCUUUGCUCCACUGGCUCUACCCAUGUGGGGGGGGGGGGGCCCUGAUGCAUUUCGAAAUGGCCAGUCACGGAGGACCAAUAUGUAAUAGUAUUUCGUAUUCCGUGUUACAGUACGGCUUGCUGGCAUUUCAAAAAGCAAACAAAACAAGCAAACUUGCAGCUUAGUGUGGUACAUGCCGGAUAUGUAUGUUACAGGGGCUUUUCAAAGGAAGGUUAUCUUUUUAAUACUGGCAUUACGUGACGUUUUCAGAGCAGUCUUGUGAUCACUGUAUCGCCAACGAUUUUCGUAACACCGUGAUAUCGUAGCAUGUGCUUUAACAUUGUUUUUAGCUUCUCGGUGAAUUAUAUGGCAGCCUAGGUCUCACUGCCCAGUGGUCUUAUUGGUUGGUGGCCCUGCCUCAAAACUACCUCUUAGCCUCAACGUCUUAUUGAAUUUUCUCGUCAUAUGUUCAAGACGUGUAGGUUUCGGCAACUUUAAAGAAAGGCGGUUUUUCAAGAACUUUCCUCUGCCGUGUAUCUGAUCUUAUGCGGCCAGACACGUACGCCCUCUUGUAAUCAGCAUUAUUUUUAUAAAUACACAUAUACGUGGUACCCCGAAACAGCACACGCUAUGCCAAACGCAGCCUUUGUGGGUUGCUUCUGUAUUGUACCGCAUCCAGGACCUUUCAAAAACAGCCAAGGCAGCAAUUGCAUUUAUGGCUCAUGCGUAAGAAGUCCUUAGAUGGAAGCUGUGCUUUGAUGGUGAGGAAGCUGUGAGGAUGCGAAUUGGAGAGAGCGGUAAGGGCGUCAUCCUCGGCACACAUUUUUUGGCUAGUAUUGCCUGGUAAUAUCGAGAGUGUGUUGCAUAGGGUGGCGCCACCGUGCACUCUUUUGCAUGCAUGUUUACAAACGGGCACACAUUAAGAGCCGGAGUGUCCCUGAUGGGUUCGGGUGGCGCCACCAUGCGUACAGGUGACGUUGACAGUCCUGUCGCGACCGAGCCAUUUACCAACUGCUAAAUCUCCCAAUAAUAUUAAUUUUAUGCUUUGCAGAAAUAAACCUUGUGGUUUCCAUAAAUGAGGCCGACAACUAGUGCAUCCGCCCACUGCUUGAUAAUUGUAAGGUAUUCCAGUUUUAACUCCACAAUUCUGGUUUGCUUGUAUUGUUUUAACCAAAUGGCAUUUGGCCCAGUUGUUUAAGUAGUUGUUUGUGUUGUUAGUAUGUAUUGUUGCAGAAGUUCCAAGAGCUGUGGAUGCCAUUAAUCGAACUCCAUUACGAGAAGGCUAGGGCUGGGAUGUUGCGUGAAAAUCAGCACCAUGUGUCCGGCUUGUGCGAAGUCUCAUGGGGAGUUUUGUUUCUGCAAACUCUAGGGCUCAAAAAUUAUAACGUGGAUUUCUUGCUCGAUUGGCUUCGUUUUGUUUUUAUUAUCCGGUACUGCUGAGCUGCAAAAAAAAAACGUUGCGUUGAUAUCUCGAGUUCAUUUUGUUUCCUGUUAGCACACCGUAGCCUGCUACAGCCAAAUUUAACUGUUCAGUAAUUUAUUUACUGGUUACAAUUUACAUCACGUGCUGGAAGCAUUCUGUGGGCUGAAGUGACUUCUUGGUUUGUUCAGGUGCGAGCUUGCAACAUUUUCCUAAGGCAGUAUCAUCUAUUUAUAUAAUUUCUUGAUAAUAUUUAAGCAUAUUUAUAGACAAAUGUGUGCACCUUGGAUUGAAGUUUUUUUUAAAGUACACUUAAAAUGAACAGUUCUGAUACAUUUCUCAAAAAAUAAAAGAUGACACUACUCCCAUACUAAUGCUAGUACCCAAGUUUUAUCACAGUGUGUAAUUGUAAGCAUGUUGAUCAUUUGCGCAGGCUGUGAUAAUUUCUGCCUUUCUUUGUCUGGCUAUCUUGCACAGCUGGCCUCUUUGAAGCUCAUCGACUUUUUUAAUUUCAUUUUUGUUACUAAUUAUCUUUCAUUUGCAAUUGCCAUUAACUGCCCACACAGGUGAACAGGGGCUUCUCUGCGUUUGGCUCUGUAUUUCGCGAGAAAGCGCGCGCUUUCAGACAUUACGUUUUGCAACUUACUCGGAUUGCCCGAACCUUAUCGUAGUUGCCUGGUAUAAUGAUUCGUACAUCAAAUCGCCAUUCAGGUGUUCCCCACGCAUGUUAUCCUUUUUGACUCCCCUCUUAUUCUUGGAACCUAGUAUUGCUUUCAAGUAUACACCACUAUUGCAAGACCCGUUGCAUAGCGAUCUCAACAUUCGACGCACAUAAAAUGUUAUCACAUUUAUAUUAAUGCGGUGAAUGCCAUUGCGCGAACAAAGCUUCAAUGUGCCGUCUGUGCAUGACUGGACGCAUUCCUGCAUCUAAAUGGGGCUGAUACGGUUUUGAGUUUAUGUAAUUGAGAGUAUGAUGGAACACCGUCAGGUUCAGGCGAAAAGUGUCGCUGGUCAGUGACUAAUAUAAAACAAAUGUUCACAUUUUGGUAUUUGUACCGGUAAGUUGUUCACAGUCAACAUGAAUGUUGUGUGAUGGUGAACAUCUGUUCUACCAUUAGUGUCAUGUUAAGUAAUGCUGCGUACAACGUGCAACAGAGUUGUGAUGCAGUACAGACUUCUAAACAAGAUCGUCUAUACAUGUGACUUGCAGCGUAUACGAAAAAAAAAAGACUUGAAAAGGAGGUUACAGAUUACUUUAAAACAUGCACCAAGCUAAAACAACUCAGUAUGGGUGUAUAUACAGUACAAGGGGUGCUGUCCGGCGACUUUGGUGAACUUAAAUAACCUGAAUAUUACUGGCGAAUUCUUGCAUAUUCUGUGUCGCCUGUGAGGACAUUUGUUUUUCUGAUUUGCUUCUCACAUGGCAGUUACCUUCUUUGCACACAUUUGGUGUUCACUUGCACUGCCCGAGACCUGUAUUGUAAACGAACGCACAGACAUGCCAACUUUAUCAUUAACGGCUGUUCAGAUCUUAACACAUUGAGCUUUAUAGGACUACACUGUUGCAUAGUCUUGUACCUGUCGUUAUGGAACAAUGUAAGUAAAUAUAAGUGAUGCCCGGCCACUGAAGUUGAGAAUCUUUCUUAUUCUUGCGAGAGCCCAUUUGGGCCAUUGCUGAUGUGAUCAAAAUGUUAGCAAAGCAGACUGUCCAACUUUAUAUUCUUUUUUUCUGUAACACUUCACUAAACUGAGGUGCAUGUAAUUUCACCUUCACUGCAUUGAGAAUGUUCUGAUAAAUUUUCACCUGCAAGUAUUUCAGUGUUGUACUUGUCCUGUUCAAAACUCUGUAAAAAGUACAUUUUUUAUGUUUCUCAAAUCAUCUGUUGGAAACCGACAUUCUUUUUUAACAAGCUAUAUUUACUUCAAUAGAUUGCAUUGUGUUUUACACGCACACACAAGUAGUUGCAAUUUGUAUUAUUUCAGUGUCUUUGGUUUGCUGAUGUUUUGAUGUUAGUGACGUGUAGGAAGUUUUCCCGUUGUUCGUUUCGCUUGUUACGCGACCGGUAGGCGUGAUGCACCAGAGGCACACGAACUGUACAGAGACGUAUUUUCGUGGAUUGUUUGUUGAUGCACGUGCAAGUGUAGCAAAUGCACGUGCAACUGUAGAUUGUCCUGACCACCACUUACUCGCGUUACAUUUAACCGCAGCCUUAACUUAUUUUCGCGACAAGCAAAACGUUACGUAGCUCGGUGUAGACCAACACUGUUUGCGUCUUCUCUUCUUUCCAAGCGUGGUUCUCAUGGUUGUUGUUGUUGUAGUAAAUAAAACAAGAUUGCUUCACUCUA